GCUCUCAAAAAUCUCGAAUCAAUAACCAAAGAUACUAAUUUUGAAGUUAAAGAUAUGAGGCAGCAAAUCGAUAUUAUAGCUCAAGAUAUCUCUAUUAUAAAAUCCCAAAAAUUAUGUGACAUCGAUGCUUCUAUGAUUAAUCCAUGUGAAUUAAGUGAGCCUCUAAAUUCAAUGAAGAGUGACGUUACACCUUCAAUUAUCUUAUAUUUAAAUGUUACAACCUUAAACAAAAUACUUUCUUCUUCAUUGAAGAUUAUUGAAGAUUAUGAAGUUUUUGGCGGUGCUUAG
Messenger RNA from Racocetra persica, 288 nucleotides. The record is from the annotation of a GenBank genome assembly. Lineage: Eukaryota; Fungi; Glomeromycota; Glomeromycetes; Diversisporales; Gigasporaceae.